This is a messenger RNA of Rhea pennata, 1117 nucleotides long. It is a transcript of the gene ERFE, whose product is annotated as erythroferrone. Bases 1 to 897 code for a protein of 298 amino acids. Gene Ontology annotation, molecular function: hormone activity. The record is from RefSeq and is a predicted model, not a curated record. The transcript has 7 exons. NCBI's taxonomy places the organism in Eukaryota, Metazoa, Chordata, Aves, Rheiformes, Rheidae.
AUGCGACGCCGCCGCCGCCUGGCCGGGCUCUGCCUGGCGCUGCUCUGCGCCGCCGCCGCCGCCUGCAUCGGGGCGGCUUCGGCCCCCCGGUCGCUGCCGGCCGCGCCCGGGCCGGCGGGGGCCAAGCGGGCCGGCGCCGUCGACCCCCGCGACGCCUGGACGCUGCUGGUGAAGCGCUCCGACAGCGGCAAGGCGCGGGACGGGGCCAAGAAGGGCCAGGUCGGCAUGCCGGGCGCUCCCGGCCCCCCCGGGGCACAAAUGACAGCGGAAGAGCUGCUGCGGGAACUCCAGCGCCUGCUCAAAGGCAGAGCAAAGGAGAGGCAGAAGAUGAGCACGAAGGCUUGUGAAGGGUGCGAGGAAGACAAGGCAAGCGGUGAAGCCAACGUCCUGGCCUUCGUCCCCAGCCCGCUGACGAGGAAUGGGCCUCGUCAUCGCGUGGAAGCAGCCUUCCACUGCAGGACGCGUAGGAACAUUUCUGUGGAGCAGAGAUCGCUGCAGGAGCUGCAGAUCUACUACAUACCCGAGAGGGAAGGGAUGUUCCACCGCGGCCUGGGGCUGAACCUGACCAGCGGCCAGUACACAGCGCCUGUCACAGGCUACUACACCUUCACGGCCACCCUGCACAUCGUGCACAAGGACCACCAGAGGAAGGGGCAGCAGUGCGCUCGAAAUCGCCUGCGGGUGCUGAUCUGCGUGCAGUCUCUGUGCCAGCACGACAGCUCUCUGGAGACCGUGUCCCGGCUGGAGAGCGGCGGUGACAUCUUCACCGUCUCUGUCAACGGAGUUCUGUACCUGCAGGCUGGCCAGUAUGCCUCAGUUUUCGUCGACAACGCCGCACGCUCUCCCCUCACUGUUCAAAGUGGCUCAGAUUUCAGCGCUGUUCUCCUGGGGGUGUGAAAAAGCUCGGGACACCGCACACAGAUCCAGGCCUCUCAGCCAGGACUGACCAGACCCUUCCGCCUGCCAGCGACAACUCCAUCUCCCCUGCUCACUGCCAGGACCGGGAAAGACCUUCUGCUACAGCAGGAGCAGCAGGCUGGCCAGAUCCUACCACAGGACCCAGCUGUCUGAGAAGCCGGAAGAAAGUCGGUGAGGAAAGGAAAUAAAUAAAUAAAUA